GGCUGCGGCGUGGGAAACAGCCCGGAGGAGCCGACCGCGCCGCCGCGGGAACCGCGCCUGCCGGGCCCGGGGAGGGGGUGAGGAGGCCGGCAGGGAGGUCGCUGUGCCGCGCUGGGCAUCCGUGUCUCCGGCCGGGCUGCGCCCCGCGCCCUUUUCGCCGCGAUGAAGCGCCCCUGCGAGGAGACGACCUCGGAGAGCGACCUGGACGAGACCAUCGACGUGGGAAGCGAGAACAAUUACUCGGGGCAAAGUUCUAGCUCUGUGAUUAGAUCGAAUUCUCCAACAACAACAUCUCAGAUUAUGGCAAGAAAGAAAAGGAGAGGGAUAAUAGAGAAAAGGCGUCGAGAUCGGAUAAAUAACAGUUUAUCCGAGUUGAGGCGACUGGUGCCAACUGCUUUUGAAAAACAAGGAUCUGCAAAGUUAGAAAAAGCUGAAAUAUUACAAAUGACAGUGGAUCAUUUGAAGAUGCUUCAGGCAACAGGGGGUAAAGGCUACUUCGAUGCACACGCGCUUGCCAUGGACUUCAUGAGCAUCGGGUUCCGAGAGUGCCUGACGGAAGUGGCCAGGUAUCUGAGCUCGGUGGAAGGCCUGGACUCCGCGGACCCCCUGCGGGUGCGGCUGGUCUCCCAUCUCAGCACGUGCGCCUCGCAGCGGGAAGCAGCGGCCAUGACCUCCUCCCUGGCCCACCACCACCACCCGCUGCACCCGCACCACUGGGCUGCGGCCUUCCACCAUCUGCCCGCAGCCCUGCUCCAGCCCAACGGACUCCACGCCUCGGAGUCCACGCCCUGCCGCCUCUCCACGACUUCAGACGUGCCUCCUGCCCACGGCUCCGCGCUCCUCACGGCCACGUUUGCCCACGCGGAUUCUGCCCUGCGGAUGCCAUCGACGGGCAGCGUGGCCCCCUGCGUGCCGCCCCUCUCCACCUCGCUCUUGUCCCUCUCAGCCACGGUCCACGCGGCCGCCGCAGCCGCCACCGCAGCGGCGCACAGCUUCCCCCUGUCCUUCGCGGGGGCCUUCCCCAUGCUCCCCCCAAACGCCGCCGCUGCCGCGGUGGCAGCCGCCACAGCCAUCAGCCCGCCCCUGUCCGUAUCAGCCACAUCCAGCCCUCAGCAGACGAGCAGUGGAACUAACAGUAAACCUUACCGACCCUGGGGGACAGAAGUGGGCGCUUUUUGAGUUGUCAUUGAACUUGUUGCCAUGGUAACUGAAAGUCCUGCAUAUCAGCAUCUGCACCGGAAGGCCGCCAUACAGAUGUCUACAGACCCACCAAGGAACAGUAAAGCUAUUUGAGACACACACCUCACAAGUGGAAAUGUGGUAUUAGCGAUCUGUUUUCUUUCUUGUGGUUGGUUAAGGCAGCUUGGUAACUGACGUCAGCAACGUUUGAGAACUUCACACUUGCUUCCAUGUAGAAUUUUCCCGGAAAGUAAAAGACUGUACCAUCCAGCCUUGCCUCGGUAUAUCCAAAUUGGAGAAGAAAACGGCUCUGACUGAAUUCUCUUGAAACUAGAUGAGAAAAAAAUAUUCAUGUUUCCUAAGUGCCUGAGCUAGUGAAGUUUUGUUCUGAGCAUGGAACAUUGCACAAGUGACAAGUGUAGAAGUUAGGUUAAGAAGGGAGAGAGACAGAAGUCUUGCGUUAGGCUGCAGACAUACAAUGCCAGGGAAGAGUACUCUGUUGAAACCAACAGGUUUUUAUUGGCCAAAAGGAUUGCUGAAAAUAAUUUUCAAGUUGAAAGACCGAGUUUUAUCUUAGUUUGCUUUCUUUGUACAAACUUGCCAAGUGGUGACAUUCAGCAAUACACUGGUAUAAGCAAUUAUUCCAUCAGUGCUCAGAUUAGCAAGCAUUCUGCCUGGUCUGCAAACCCCGAGGCACCUUUUUCUUUCAUGGCUCAGAAUGUGGUGCUUCUUCUAUAAACCAUACAUUUAUAGAGUACACCCAGGAGCAGUGACCUACUGUGUGCCCACCAGAGGCUAGCUGACUCAUGCCAACUUGAAAACUCCAGUUUGUAAAAGUUUAGCAUAAUUUAUUCCGUUUCAUUUGGACUAUUUCCACAUAUGUAUCUUCUUCAUUUUGUCCCAAUGACAUGUACUAUCCUUGUCAUCCUUUUGGGAGAAGUAGCAUUUCUGGAGGUGAUGAGACAGGGAGGUAGAUAGAUAGAUAGCAUUUGGAACAGAAAAGCCACGAUUUUUAAAUGCUCUUUGUCAAGCUCAAGAUUGCGUUUGACCCCAAAUCAAGAUGAAUGUAUGCAAUGGGAUGUACAUAAAUUAGUUUGUCCAUGCCUAGACUAGUGCUACAUAAUGGUGUUUUGGUUUCGUUUUGUUUUGUUUUUUAUUUUGUUUAAUGACAAAAUAAUCUCUUAAUACAUUGAAAUUGAGCACAUGAGAUUUUAUGUUUGAAAGAUAAAGACACAGCAUGUAUUAUUAUGCACUUCAUUUCUCUGCUGUGUGGAGAAAGCAAUAAAGAAGAAUGUUAAACAUUAUGCAACAUUAUACUUUUAAAUAUUUGUUUUAAAAUUACUGUACCUAGUCCUUUUUGCAUUACUUUGUAACCUUUUUCUAUGCAAAAGUCUACAUAUCACUAAUUAAAUGAAGUCCUUUUUGACUAUUUUUAUGUGGAUGAGUUGCUUUGCAGAAUGUAAAGUUGAUAUGAACUUCAAGGCCUUCCUUCACUAACAAAUUAAGCCAGGGCUUUUCUUUUGCUCUUUCACAGCUUGCUGGAAAUUAGUUUUUAUCUGAGCUUAUAAAUCUAUUAAGCAUAGGUGGGUAAGACAUUAUUUGGAGGCAGGAAGUGAUCCGUUUCCUUUGCCUUUUAUUCUUAACCACGGUUCUUGGAAAAGUGCAAAUACAAGAACUCUAAAUAAUACUAGUAGUAUACCGGACGUGGGGUAAUAUGCUAGAAUGUGUCAUACUUUUUAUAACUCAAAAACAUUUGUAGUGUUUUUAAAAAUCACGUACAUACAUGAAGGGCAGAUAUAUGUCUCCUGAUGAUGAAUCCUCUAUAUCUACCUCAAUGCCAAUUUCUUUUGAUGCUGUAGGAAUUAUGCAAAUAUCCCCCCUUCAAUGAAGCCUGAAAGAGACCAUUUCAGAGUUCCCAAAGCUAUUGGGCCACACAUAUGAAAAAUUAAGAAAGAAUGCUCUUAUUAUGCAUUUCACUUAUGCUCAAAGCUAAAGGAAAAAGUGGGAGGCUUUUAGUUUUAAAAAAAUCAAGCGUAUAGUUUAUCUAAUUUCUUCUGUCUGGAAGUGGGUAAAAAAAAUGAGCAAAAACAGAUCACCAUGUUCCUUCUCUGUGAAGCUCUCUGGUUAUUAAAUUUUCUGUUAGCUCUGAUGGAAUUAGGUAGCAAAUAAGAAAAUGGAUUUAGUAGUAUUUGAAGUUUGCUUUUUAAUCACGAUUUGUGGGCUGCUGGCCUAGAAAUGAUUUUUAUUAUCUAAUAGUUGAUCCUGUGCCUAUUGUAAUGUCAGCAUUUAAAGAAUUCUUUUCCUA
Messenger RNA from Myotis lucifugus (little brown bat), 3484 nucleotides. RefSeq names its product hes related family bHLH transcription factor with YRPW motif 2 (gene HEY2). NCBI's taxonomy places the organism in Eukaryota, Metazoa, Chordata, Mammalia, Chiroptera, Vespertilionidae. Gene Ontology annotation, molecular function: DNA-binding transcription factor activity, RNA polymerase II-specific; RNA polymerase II cis-regulatory region sequence-specific DNA binding; protein dimerization activity. Gene Ontology annotation, cellular component: nucleus. The transcript has 5 exons. Bases 163 to 1179 code for a protein of 338 amino acids. The record is from RefSeq and is a predicted model, not a curated record. Gene Ontology annotation, biological process: anterior/posterior pattern specification; circulatory system development; regulation of neurogenesis.